This is a messenger RNA of Parnassius apollo (apollo), 411 nucleotides long. NCBI's taxonomy places the organism in Eukaryota, Metazoa, Arthropoda, Insecta, Lepidoptera, Papilionidae. The record is from the annotation of a GenBank genome assembly.
AUGGGAGGGUAUAACUUCGGCGAGAUGCACAUUUUUGAUCAAACUUCUGAUACGGAACUGACUCCUGUAAAAAUUUUCAAUGCGGCUACAGGCUUCGAAAAAUUAGUAGAGGAGAUUAUUGUUCGUGAAUCCAUACGCUACGCUCAUCAAAAUGGAAGAUCUUUUACCUUGACUGAUGAAGAAGCCAAAGCUUUCUUCGGCAUGAACUUUCUGAUGGGGUAUCAUUGUUUACCUACAUUCAGGAGCUAUUGGUCUACAGAUCCUGACAUGGGAAUUCCUUACAUUGCUAAUGUGAUGCCUAUAAACCGCUUUGAAGAAAUACAUACGAACUUGCAUUUUAGUGACAAUUCUAAUGAACUAAUAGAACCGAUCCGUCUUAUGAUAGAGCAUUCAAAAUACGACCUGUUAUAG